Microdochium trichocladiopsis is the source of this 687-nucleotide messenger RNA. RefSeq lists its product as uncharacterized. Bases 1 to 687 code for a protein of 228 amino acids. The transcript has 2 exons. NCBI's taxonomy places the organism in Eukaryota, Fungi, Ascomycota, Sordariomycetes, Xylariales, Microdochiaceae. The record is from RefSeq and is a predicted model, not a curated record.
AUGGCAAUAAGCAAAUCGACAACCGGAACCUCUGGUACCGUCACCAUGAACGUCAACAGAGAAACCGUCACUCAUGAAGCCAGCGUCGAACACAUCAAAGAGGAUCCGCCGCAGCAAGGCCGCUCGCCAGAGGAGAGCGUGAUGUUGGCGAACGGGGCAGGGGAUAGCAGACAGCAGUCCGUCGAGUAUGCUUUGACUCUUUCUCCAAUAUCCUCGGCGCAGUCAUCCAAUGGCGCGGCAGGCCUUUCCACGGAUGCCACCUCCAACGCCCUGCCGACCGGCUGCUCGAACGCUUCCUCACAGGACGCGCCUGAACUCCCGCCCGACGAACCACCUCAUCCCUGCGGACAAGCGGCCGACAGUCACGACUCGGCACGUUCGGACGGGGGCGUAUCUCCCGACCUACCAAUGGACGACGCGGACGACGACAGUACACUGCCCGACGAAUGGGAGGGUAAAAUUAUCGGAGAAGAGGCUGACGGGUACUUGGUUGCUUGGAAAAGCAGCUUCAUACCCAAGGAAUUCGCCGGUGAAGCGAUGAUUCGGGCCUGGGAGGAACAGAAGGCGAAGAUUCUGGCAGGGGGGGGAGAAAGGAAGGGUACCGGAUUAAAGCAGCCAGCAACCAUCAAGGGUCGGGUGGAGAAACGAGGAGCGGGAAAACGAGGUCGAGGUCGACAGGGUGUCUAA